UUAUAGCAAUUACAUGUAAAAAUGUAUGGUUUGGGACAACAUUUGAAAAAAUCAGCUUUCAAAUCGAAAUCCGGCGAUAUCAAUCCGACCGAUUCAGAUGAGAUAUUUUAUGGGAUCUUCAAGUCUAGUCAAUGACACACUCUUAACCAUUUAGAUCUGAACUCUGAUGAAUAAGGAUUUCUGUGAGAACCAAGAAAUUAUUCAAUACUUCGGUUUGCCCUUCCAGUUUCCCGUCAAGUAUUAGCGCCAUCUCAUUAUUCUCUCACCCCUCUGAUUUGAUCGCAUUAAUGGGAACAAGCAAACAAAUAUUAGGCCUUCACUCUCAGGUCCGAGGGUAAUCAGACCUGCACAAACUUUACAGAGAAAAUCUCUUCAGGUUAGUCUCUUUAUGUCCUACUUUCUCUCACAUAAACCAGAUUCAAGUAACCCAUAGAAGAUUCUAGAGAGGGAUUCUAUUGGCUUGACCCUGUUUCUCUCUCUGCAAAACUUUGUGAAAUUUACAUCUGGGAAGCCCUUGAUCGGGCCUAAUGUUCUCUCUAGACAAAAUGAUGAAUUACCCCCUUGGGUACCUCAUUUCACCUCAUUUCCAUUUCCUCGUCCUGUUUUUCUCACUAGAAAGCCCAUGAAUUUCCCACAUUUCCCUGAACCAUUUCAUAUUUUCUGUAAUGAUCACUAAACCUUUUUCACAACCAUUAUUUUCCAAAAAUUCAAACACCUCGUGUCUCUGAAACCUUCAAUCUCGCUCUAGAAUAUAAAUUCCCUUCAGUUUGAAUCUUGAAUUCCUGUUUUUUUAACGCAUUCAAUGCCAGUAUGCACCAGUCAUUUGGGCAAUCAAGUCCCAAAGCCUUUCGUGCCUACCCCAAAGGGGACAUCGAUUUAGAAUCUGGAACCCUUAAAAGAAUUCGCCGACAGAAGAAUUCACAGCCAGGGCUUCUCAAAAUGGUAAAAAAUAUUAAAAACCAUCUACACUAUCUCUUCAAGCUCCACCCCUUUGCAGCUUUCAUCUUCUCUUUAUUUAUAGGAAUCACAAUUCUCAUAUUCCUUGCAGUCUUUGAAAACCGAUUUCGACCAAUGGGUUUCCCAAGAAAAUUCGAUAGAGUCUCUGUAAAUUAUUAUCCUUAUUCGAAACUUAGAAAUCUAGUAAUGGUGGCUGGACAUUCGGUUUAUACAAGUAGUAGCUGUGAAAAGCCUGAUGGAGAAGGGUCUUGGUUUUUGGAGUCAUAUCAAAAACAUCCAGGUCAAGCUGCAACAUUUUUGCAGCAUAUAAAGGAGGGAAUUGAGGUCACGUCAAAAGAUGAUGAGGCCUUGCUCAUGUUUAGUGGGGGAGAGACUAGGAGAGAUGCAGGCCCCAGAAGUGAGGCUCAGAGUUAUUGGAGUGUUGCUGAAUCAAAAGGAUGGUUUGGCAAGGAAGUGAGCGUAAGAUGGAGAGCACUUACUGAAGAGCAUGCAAGGGACAGCUUUGAGAACCUUCUCUUUAGCGUUUGUCGGUUUCGGGAACUCACUGGUGUAUACCCGUCAAACAUUACUGUUGUGAGCUAUGACUUCAAGGAAGAGAGGUUUGCCCAUCUCCACCGUUUGGCAAUAGGGUUCCCUGAAUCAAGGUUCUUCUACCAUGGGACCCCUGCUUCAUCUUCAUCAAAAGCAGCAGCAAUAAAAGGUGAAGAAUUGGUUAGAGCACAAUUCCGUGAAGACCCAUAUGGUUGCUCUGGUUCUCUUCAUGCAAAGAAGCUCAAACGAGACCCAUUUCAUCGAACGAUCCCAUAUCCUAGGGGUUGUCCAGAGCUUGAAGGCUUGUUCAAUUAUUGUGGACCAGUUCCAUAUGCAAACUCCCUUCUAUGGGAGUAGAGAACAGGUCCGGGUUUACCCGUGAAAAUGUUGUAUGUGGGGGGAGAGAGAGACUGUAUUAGUAAAGUCAUGCUCCUCAUCAAUGUACUUGGCUGGAGAGAGAGUGAUAAAGAGAGAGAGAGAGAGAGAGAGAGAGAGAGAGAGAGAG
This is a messenger RNA of Amborella trichopoda, 1993 nucleotides long. RefSeq lists its product as uncharacterized. The record is from RefSeq and is a predicted model, not a curated record. Gene Ontology annotation, cellular component: cytoplasm. Lineage: Eukaryota; Viridiplantae; Streptophyta; Magnoliopsida; Amborellales; Amborellaceae.